Messenger RNA from Baudoinia panamericana UAMH 10762, 315 nucleotides. RefSeq lists its product as uncharacterized. Lineage: Eukaryota; Fungi; Ascomycota; Dothideomycetes; Mycosphaerellales; Teratosphaeriaceae. The coding region runs from base 1 to 315 and encodes 104 amino acids. The transcript has a single exon. The record is from RefSeq and is a predicted model, not a curated record.
AUGGUCGAGGCUGACGAGACAACCCUUGAUGCCGAGCCAGAGGCGGGAAUUGCACCAGGUGUGGCACUCCCGGUUGUACCGGUCAAGCCAGAGAUGCUAGGGCCGGAGCUGCCAACGCGGGACCUCGUGGUCAUGCCUCUGCUAGUGAUAGUGGUAGGAGGUGGGACAGUAGAGAUAGCACUGGAUAAGGCAGCGAUUGUAGAACCUGAGGCUGUGGUCGAUAUGGAGGAAGCACUCGUAGUGAGGACGGAACAGGCAAUGGUAGCGCGGCAAUUCCUUCACCAGUGUCAGGUGUGGAGGGUUUGCAUCGCCUGA